AAAGUUUUGGGAAAAAACACACAUACCUCCACAAAAUCCCAAUUCCCCAAUCACAAUUCCCACCAAAAAAAAAACCAUGAAACUCAACUAAAAAACCAGACCAAAACAACCAACCAACCAAACCCAAAAUGGCAUCAAUCAUCAUUCCUUCAACAUCCUCUGCUUUUUGCUCCAACAAGACAUCAUGUCACCAUAUCACAACAUAUAAACUCAAACCCACAUUGCUUUUACCAUCUUCUAUUAAUGGCAAACAACUUUCAAUCCAAUCAUCAGUCUCCAAGUUAAUUGGAACAUCAAGAAACUUUAGCUUCAAAUGUUCGGCAGUUGACUCAUCAGCUGUUGUUCCUUCAGCUCUUCUUUUCGACUGCGAUGGAGUGCUCGUUGAUACCGAGAAAGACGGCCAUCGUGUCUCGUUCAAUGACACGUUUGCAGAAAAAGAAUUGGGUGUAACAUGGGAUGUAGACUUGUAUGGUGAAUUGCUAAAAAUUGGUGGUGGAAAAGAAAGAAUGACAGCUUACUUCAACCAAACCGGUUGGCCAGAAAACGCGCCAAAAGGUGAACAAGAAAGGAAGGAGUUUAUAGCUUCACUUCACAAGCGAAAAACCGAGCUUUUUAUGGUCCUUAUUGAGAAGAAGUUGUUGCCUCUUCGUCCUGGAGUUGCAAAAUUGAUUGAUCAGGCUUUUGCAAAAGGUGUGCAAGUUGCCGUGUGCAGUACUUCUAAUGAAAAGGCGGUGUCUGCUAUAGUCUCAUUUCUUUUGGGACCUGAACGAGCGGCAAAGAUACAAAUAUUUGCAGGAGAUGUGGUUCCUCGUAAAAAGCCUGAUCCAGCGAUUUACAACUUAGCAGCCACCACAUUGGGCGUUGAACCUUCAAGGUGCGUGGUGGUCGAAGACAGUGGCAUAGGCCUUGCAGCUGCAAAAGCAGCUGGAAUGACAUGCAUUGUCACAAAAAGCGGUUACACAGCGGAUGAAGACUUUGCAAAUGCCGAUGCAGUUUUUGACUGCAUUGGGGAUCCACCAGAAGAGCAAUUUGAUCUUGCAUUCUGUAGCAGCCUUCUUCAAAAACAAUAUGCCUAGUUACUGAUAAGUUUGCUAAACAAAUCUACAAGUGUACAAGUGCCUGUUUUCCUACGGCAACAUUCUCGUUUCUUGUGUUCCUAAGAAAAAUGUACCAACACACUGAGGACUUAAAUCAGAGUUUACUAAAAGGGGAUGUGCAAAAAACUUGAGCAAGCUUUUUCAUACAAAUACGAUGGUGAUAGAAUUCAAUA
Molecule: messenger RNA, 1270 nt
Organism: Erigeron canadensis
Lineage: Eukaryota; Viridiplantae; Streptophyta; Magnoliopsida; Asterales; Asteraceae
Product: CBBY-like protein
Exons: 8
Coding region: 129-1076 (315 amino acids)
Molecular function (GO): hydrolase activity
Source: RefSeq, a predicted model, not a curated record